Nerophis lumbriciformis (worm pipefish) is the source of this 1614-nucleotide messenger RNA. NCBI's taxonomy places the organism in Eukaryota, Metazoa, Chordata, Actinopteri, Syngnathiformes, Syngnathidae. The record is from RefSeq and is a predicted model, not a curated record.
AUGGGUUCUGUGAUGUUGGGCUGGAGGUUUUCAUGUGUUCUGGUGCAGGCGACUGUCUGGCUGUUGCUCAGCAAGGGGGAGAGGAUAUGCCCUGCAAGUUGUCGCUGCGAAGGCAAGCUCGUCUACUGCGAGUCAGGCAUUUUCCAAGACAUUCCCGAGAAUAUCACCGCAGGAUGCCAAGGUCUUUCUCUACGCUAUAACAAUCUGCUUGUGCUGAUACCCUACCAGUUUGCGCAUCUCAAUCAGCUUGUCUGGCUCUAUUUGGACCAUAAUUCAAUCAGUGCAGUGGAUGUUUUAGCCUUCCACGGUGUGAGGAGGCUAAAAGAACUCAUUAUUAGCUCCAAUAAGAUAAGCCACCUGCACAACAACACGUUUAGCGCCAUCCCAAACCUGCGGAAUUUGGAUCUAUCAUACAACAAGCUCCAGUCUUUGCAGCCGGGACAUUUGUUUGGCCUGCGCAAGCUCCAGAAUCUCCACCUUCGAUCCAACGGACUCAAACAGAUUAUCGUCCGUACAUUUCUGGAAUGCCGUAGCUUGGAGUUUCUGGAUUUGGGUUACAACCGGCUGCGGAGUCUCACCCGCACAACCUUUUUAGGACUGUUCCGGCUCAAAGAGCUUCAUUUAGAGCACAAUCAAUUCUCACGGAUUAAUUUCUACAUUUUCCCACGGCUCACAAACCUACAGACUCUUUACUUGCAGUGGAACCGCAUACGAGCCGUAAGUCAAGGCGUACCUUGGACCUGGCUGAAAAUGCAGAAACUGGACCUUUCGGGGAACGAAAUACAAACAUUGGACCCUUUGGUUUUCCAGUCGAUGCCAAAUUUACAAACACUCAAUUUGGAAUCCAACAAGCUCAGGAGCGUUCCCGUGGAAGCCGUGGCGGCGUGGACUUCGGUGACCUCCGUCGGCUUGGCCGGCAACGCCUGGGACUGUAGACCGAGUAUCUGCCCGCUCAUGGCGUGGCUCAGGACCUUGAGGGACGCCAAAGACAUUAGCAUGAUAUGCAGCAGUCCCAAGUCUGUGCAGGGAGAGAGGGUCAUGGAUGUCGUGGGGAAUUAUUCCACCUGUGCGGACAUAAUGGCUAAAGUGAAUACCACUGCUGCUGCAGCUGUAUUGACUUCAAGCCCUUUUAUGAACGCCACUUUGGACCAUCUCUUCAGUGAUGUCACGGAGCUGGAUAAUGACGAGUCUCCUGCGCUGACAUCGACAUCUUCAUCCAUCUGGCCUGAUAAAACGGAUAGACAGAAUCUGAGCACCUCACCGCCCACGCCCUCUAAAUCUCCUACUUCGUCCUUCCCAGAGAUGCCGUUUGAACAUAUGGCUUUUCAUAAAAUCAUCGCGGGCACUGUAGCCCUGUUUUUAUCAGUGUCAUUGAUCCUCCUGGUUAUUUAUGUCUCAUGGAGGCACUACCCCAACACCAUGAGGCAACUGCAGCAGCACUCAGUCAAACAUAAGCGUAGGAAAAAAGUGCGGAAGCAGGAGCAGGACCUUAACUCUCAGUUACAAGAAUACUACCUGAGCUACCAUUCAAACUCAGAAACCAUGGAUUCACUAACAAACGAGGCACGGCCGUGCACAUGCACCAUUUCGGGAUCAAUAGAAUGUGAAGUAUAG